Ylistrum balloti is the source of this 990-nucleotide messenger RNA. RefSeq names its product serine/threonine-protein phosphatase 6 regulatory ankyrin repeat subunit B-like. The record is from RefSeq and is a predicted model, not a curated record. Gene Ontology annotation, molecular function: protein binding. The transcript has a single exon. Bases 1 to 990 code for a protein of 329 amino acids. NCBI's taxonomy places the organism in Eukaryota, Metazoa, Mollusca, Bivalvia, Pectinida, Pectinidae.
AUGGCACAAGACGUAGACAGCACCGGGAGUCGACUUCUAAACGCAAUACUUUUAGGAAAGGCAAGACAAAUCAGUUCUCUGCUUGAUCAGAACGUUGACGUCGAUGUGAGGGAUGAUGAAGGACGAACGCCUUUGAUAUACGCCGUCUGCUGUGACAUUGAUGACGUCAGAACGCACGUUGUACGGCUGUUGUUGCGUAGCAACUGUUACAUCAACGCACAAGACAAUACUGGGUGUACAGCACUCAUGUACGCAUGUAUGGAGGCUGAUAGGGUGGAUGUUGUAAGACUGAUUGCCAGGAACAAAUCAUGUAACCCUAAUCUUCAGGACUUCGAGGGUUACACAGCAGUAAUGCACGCGGUCGCCGCGUCGAAUCCUCAAGGUCUGAAGACCUUAAUUAGCUCGUCUGCAACAAAAACCGCAGUAGAUUUAAACAUAAAAAAUAAAAAUGGAAUCACUGCUCUCGAACUGGCUGUCAAACUGCAGUUGUUUGACUGUUGUAAAGUGUUGACGACAGAUGGUGCUAGUGGCCGUGGUACUAACAAUGUUCGGGACAAAAAGGGGCUGAAUUUAAUUUUAGGACGCGAAGCAUCUGUGAUGUCACAAAGAGGUAACUUGUUGCUCACUCCGACACUUCAUGUUCCCGGGUUUUCUCCACGUGGUGGAUAUGCUUCCCGAAAUGCAACACCAGUCCCGAACUGGUCGCGACAAAAUUCGUCUUACGAUAAUAACGGCGUUGAACACUGGCAAGGGUUAAGGCAUGAAAGAGUCCAUUCCUCAAACGAUGGUCCUUGGGUUGACAGCCCUAGACGGAUUAAACGAACUUUAACACCAAUAUCACGAGAGGACAAACUUUCUGUUGCGUUUGAACCAGAAUCUCCAAUGUUUGGAAACAAAAUGAGAUUACCUAGCAUCCCCAGUGGAAAGAGAUUGUGUCUAGUUUCAAAUCAAAAUAGUUUUGACUUUAGUAAUAACGGUGAGAGUCUUUGA